Poeciliopsis prolifica (blackstripe livebearer) is the source of this 646-nucleotide messenger RNA. Its product is annotated as troponin I, fast skeletal muscle-like. Gene Ontology annotation, biological process: muscle contraction. Bases 52 to 579 code for a protein of 175 amino acids. NCBI's taxonomy places the organism in Eukaryota, Metazoa, Chordata, Actinopteri, Cyprinodontiformes, Poeciliidae. The record is from RefSeq and is a predicted model, not a curated record. Gene Ontology annotation, cellular component: troponin complex. The transcript is spliced from 7 exons.
GCUGCACCUAAAUUUUGUCACGACAGCAGGAAGGAAUCAGCUGCAGGGAAGAUGGCUGAGAAGAAGAUGUCGCUGAGCCGCAGAAAUCAUCUCAAGAGUCUGCUGCUCCAGAUCGGCAAAGAAAUGCUGGAGGAGGAGGCCCGGCGCGCUGAGGAGGAGAAAAUGGCGUACAUGAGGGAGAACUGCCCCACCCUCUCCUUCCCACAAUGCACCCUGGACCUACAGGAGCUGUGUCGGCAGCUUCACAAGCAGAUCGAUUUGGUGGAUGACGAACGAUAUGACAUGGAAAUGAAAGUGAAGAAAUGCAACAAAGAGAUCGACGACCUGAAGAUGAAGGUCCAGGAUCUGAACGGCAGGUUUAAGAAGCCCACUCUGAGGAGGGUGAGGAUGUCUGCUGACGCCAUGCUGGCUGCCCUGCUGGGCUCCAAACAUAAAGUGUCCCUAGACCUGAGAGCCAACCUGAAGCAGGUGAAAAAGGAGCUGAAAGAGGAGGGGAAGCAGACGGGCGACUGGAGGAAGAAUAUUGAAGAUAAAUCUGGGAUGGGCGGGAGAAAGAAGAUGUUUGAGGCAGAGGCUUAAAUGAUAUUGACUUCUAUGUUUUUUAAAAAGGUAAUGCAUUACAAUAAAUACUUAAUUGUACAAGUAA